GCUUCCUCUCCGACUCUGUGUUGCAUCUCAAUUCUGUUCAAUAUCUGAAAUCCCUACUCUUGCAUUGCGAAUUUGCUCUCGCGCAUUUCAUCAAGAUCGACUCUGACAGGCGCUUUACGAGCCAUCCAAGAGACCCACGAGCGCUAUAGAAUCGCUAACGUCUAAUACGCAUCUGUCAUCGCUACCUUACUCUACCUUAAUUACCCUACCCGCACCACUACAAUAACACAGAACACGUCGGGUUAAUCGUACUUCGCGGCUCUAAUCAAGCUUCGCGAAACAGCCUCUACAUUCUUACUAGACUCACAUACACUACACUCGUCUCUAAUAUCGCGUCAUAACGAUGGUCAAGGAAACGAAGCUCUACGACCUGCUAGGGAUCAGCCCUACGGCUACCCAGGACGAGAUCAAGAAAGCCUACAGGAAAGCCGCCCUAAAAUGGCACCCCGACAAGAACAAGGACAACCCGGAGGCUGCCGAAAAAUUCAAGGAGUGCUCUCAGGCGUAUGAGAUCCUUUCGGAUCCCGAGAAACGCAAGAUGUACGAUCAGUUCGGCCUUGAAUUUAUCCUGAGAGGCGGCCCGCCCCCGACUGAGGGCGGCGCAAACCCAUUUGCCGGAGCCGGUGGCAUGCCCGAGGGCUUUGCUUCUUUCUUUGGAGGAGGAGGCAUGCCUGGUGGCGGAGGAGGUGCGAGAACAUUUUCCUAUGGAUUCAAUUUUACCAACCCCGAGGACCUCUUCCGGGAUGCUUUCCGGGAUGAAAAGAUGGGUGGUGGCAUGGGUGGUGGCAUGGGUGGUGGCAUGGGCGGAAUGGGUUUUGAAGACAUCCUCUUUAAUGCUGCGCGUGGUGGUGCAGGACAGCGCCGAACUGCGAGAAACCCCUUCGGCGGCGGCGACAACAUGCGCAGCGCCCGCCAAGCAACACCCGAAGUCACGACAGUUGAACGCCCCUUGCCCGUAUCCCUUGAGGAUCUGUUCCACGGCACGACCAAGAAAAUGAAGAUCAAGCGCAAGACCUUUGACGAGACCGGUAAGCGCACGACGAGCGAUACCGUCUUGGAGGUACCAAUCAAGCCCGGCCUCAAGAAGGGUAGCAAAAUCCGGUUCAAGGGUGUUGGUGAUCAAGAAGAGGGUGGCCAGCAGGAUCUGGUGUUCGUCGUCGAAGAGAAACCACAUCCGCUUUUCACUCGGGACGGCAACGACCUCAUUCAUACUAUCGACUUAGACCUCAAGGAGGCAUUGACAGGGUGGAAGAGAACCAUCACGACGAUCGACGGCAAGAGCAUUAACAUUGAGAAGGCCGGCCCGACACAACCUGGGAGCCAAGAUGUAUAUCCGGGCCUGGGCAUGCCCAUCUCGAAGCAACCAGGCCAACGGGGCAACCUCAUCGUCAAGUAUAAUGUCAAGUUCCCCACCAGCUUGACGCCUGAACAAAAGGAAAAACUGAAGGAAAUUCUCUAAAUGGGGUCAAG
Messenger RNA from Neurospora tetrasperma FGSC 2508, 1470 nucleotides. RefSeq lists its product as uncharacterized. Gene Ontology annotation, cellular component: cytosol. Gene Ontology annotation, biological process: translational initiation. Gene Ontology annotation, molecular function: protein-folding chaperone binding. The transcript is spliced from 3 exons. NCBI's taxonomy places the organism in Eukaryota, Fungi, Ascomycota, Sordariomycetes, Sordariales, Sordariaceae. The coding region runs from base 344 to 1459 and encodes 371 amino acids. The record is from RefSeq and is a predicted model, not a curated record.